AUAUUAUAUAUGUGAGUGAUAAUAACGAAGAAGUUUUACACUUGUAGUCCUAUAUUCAUAAUUUAAUAUUAUUGUGUAACAACCUAAUUACAUCAUAACUCAUAGGAUUCUUAUACGUAUAAAUGAUGUGAAUCCGCAUAUAAUCAUAUUAAAGUAAUCAUUUUCUCGAUUAUAAUUACUAUGGAAGACACAACUGAAGGUCCAAGCAAUAAUAGAACAGCUCAGAGCUUUAAAGUUGUCUUGCUUGGAGAAGGAUGUGUUGGAAAAACUUCAUUAGUAUUACGAUACACCGAAGAUAAAUUUAGUGACAAACAUGUUAGCACUCUACAGGCUUCAUUUGUAAAAAAAAAACUAAAUAUAAAUGGUCGGCGUAUACAUUUAGCAAUAUGGGAUACUGCAGGGCAGGAACGAUUUCAUGCUUUAGGUCCAAUAUAUUAUCGAAUGUCUAAUGGAGCUAUACUUGUUUAUGACAUAACAGAUGAAGAUUCAUUCCAAAAGGUUAAAAAUUGGGUAAAAGAACUGAAAAAAAUGUUGGGUAAUGAAAUUUGUCUAGUUAUUGCUGGAAACAAAAUUGACUUAGAAAAAGACCGUACAGUGUUGGUUGAAGAUGCAGAAAACUAUGCACAUUCAGUCGGUGCAGUCCAUUUUCAUACAUCAGCAAAAUUGAACACGGGCAUCGAAGAUUUAUUUUUAAAUUUAUGCCAGAUGAUGAUAGAUAAAGCAGAUAAACAAAUAGCUCAUAAUGUGGCUACUUUAAAUCGUUCAGGAAGCACCAGAAGAACUAUAAUAAUUGAUGAUGAAGAAGCACCAGUAGAAGGAUCUUCAGGAUGGUGCUGUAUUAGUGGGUGAUAGCUAUAUCAUUAAAAUUGUUAUUUUAACCCUUUUAAGCUUGGAGAGUUCCAAUUUGUGAUAUUGUAAGUUGUUGUUAAAAAAACUAUGGCUAAAAAAUAUUUAAUAGAAAUAUAUAUAUAUAUUUUUGUAUUAGUUAACUACUAAUAGAUUUA
Adelges cooleyi (spruce gall adelgid) is the source of this 1004-nucleotide messenger RNA. RefSeq names its product ras-related protein Rab-21 (gene Rab21). NCBI's taxonomy places the organism in Eukaryota, Metazoa, Arthropoda, Insecta, Hemiptera, Adelgidae. Gene Ontology annotation, biological process: Rab protein signal transduction. Gene Ontology annotation, molecular function: GTP binding; GTPase activity. The record is from RefSeq and is a predicted model, not a curated record. Bases 181 to 849 code for a protein of 222 amino acids. The transcript has 5 exons.